UAAAAUCUAAAUCAUCUUAUAGUUAAAUUAAAAACCAGAGGGUAGCUAUAUAGCUAUGAGUAAUAGUAGCUUGGAAUGCAAGGUAUUCACUGAAGAGCAAGAAGCUCUGGUGGUUGAGUCAUGGAAGAUUAUGAAGAAGAAUUCUGCUGAUUUGGGCCUUAAAUUCUUCUUGAAGAUAUUUGAGAUUGCACCAUCAGCAAAAAAGUUGUUCCCGUUCUUGAAGGAUUCGGAUGUUCCUGUUGAGCAGAAUCCAAAGCUCAAGCCCCAUGCCAUGUCUGUUUUUAUCAUGACUUGUGAAUCAGCAGUCCAAUUAAGAAAAGCCGGGAAAGUGACGGUGAGAGAAUCCAGCUUAAAAAAAUUGGGAGCCAUCCACUUUAAGUAUGGUGUUGUUGAUGAACAUUUUGAGGUAACAAAAUUUGCAUUAUUGGAGACCAUAAAAGAAGCUGUGGCAGAAAUAUGGUCACCAAAUAUGAAGAAAGCAUGGGGUGAAGCUUAUGAUCAGUUGGUUGCUGCUAUUGUGUCAGAAAUGAAGGCCACUUCUUAGAUUUUUUUUUUGGUAUGAAUUGUGUGCAUAUGUAUGCCAACUGCCUAGUGAUUGUAAUAAGUAUUUUAAUUAGGCUAAACUCGUUCUACAAUCUUUAAGUAAGACUAUUGAAAUUUAUCUUAUUUA
Messenger RNA from Mercurialis annua (annual mercury), 670 nucleotides. Its product is annotated as non-symbiotic hemoglobin 1. Gene Ontology annotation, molecular function: heme binding; oxygen binding. The record is from RefSeq and is a predicted model, not a curated record. Bases 56 to 544 code for a protein of 162 amino acids. Lineage: Eukaryota; Viridiplantae; Streptophyta; Magnoliopsida; Malpighiales; Euphorbiaceae. The transcript has 4 exons.